Rotaria sp. Silwood1 is the source of this 671-nucleotide messenger RNA. The record is from the annotation of a GenBank genome assembly. NCBI's taxonomy places the organism in Eukaryota, Metazoa, Rotifera, Eurotatoria, Philodinida, Philodinidae.
AAGAAAUUCGUCCAUUUCAAGGAACAACUUUUAAUUCGGUCGAACAUGUUCUUAUUUAUGAUACUUUACCCAAGACAAAUUGUGCCAAUUAUUUUCCAAAUGUCAACCAAUGGACAAUUAAUCAUUGUCCGGAAAUACCUCAUGAACCAUUAGUCAAUAUCAUUAAUCGUAUUAUUCCAUUGGAUCAACUUAGUAAAUUGGUGAUCAAAGAUUUUGAUGUGCCUUUUGAACAAUUAAUUAAUAUUUUAUAUGUUAUUUGUAAUUUAGUUACGUUCAAAAGUGAUCCAUUAUAUUUGAAUGAUGUUGAUUUAAAUUCAAUUCAACAAACUAAGCGUUUUUGUUGUGUAUCAGAUAGAAAUAAAAUUAGAACGGUGGAUAUGUCUUAUAAAUAUAGAUUAAUUAAAACAUUGGAUAUGCCUUAUAAAUAUACAUUGAAAAAACUUCAGUUGUUCAUCAAAUUAUUUCGUCGAUUGGAACAUUUAACAGUUGAAGUAAACACUACAGAACUUGAACGUACAGUCGAAUAUUUAAUUGUACCCAGGUCGAACGAUACGAUCCGUAAUCGACCGUUUACGGUUACCUUACGAUGUAUAAACGGACCGUAUACGGCCGUAAUAUCGGGCACAGAAAUACGGCCUGAUCAUAAUGAGAUUACGCCCCGUAUACUGUGA